CCACGUGGUGUACACGUGGUAUAGCCACUCCCACAAUGGCUGGUUGCUAUUUGCUUAGAAAUACAUUGUUUUUGCGUGGCUGCGGAGCUAGGUUGUGCGAGAAAGCGGUACCAUUUUCUGGAAGAGUUUCUAAUCUAGGAGUUUGUAAUACCAGAAGUUAUGCUGUUAUUCCUAACACUCAAGAAUAUCUCAAGAGAAAAGGUGUACUUGAGGCAGUAAAUACAGAUAUUGCUUCUGCUACUCAAUCGAAAUUAUUUGCUGUUGUAUGUUUAGCUGGCAGACAACACAAAGUGACAAGCAAUGAUACACUCGUCGUGAAUUCACUCGAGGCCGAGACAGGAUCUCAAAUAUUCCUCAACAAAGUUUUGCUUGUUGGUUCAGAGGACUUCACUUUGAUUGGCCGGCCAGUAGUAAGUUCAGAGACGGUUAAAAUAACAGCAACAGUCAUUGAACACACUCGAUUGAAAAAGAUUACCGUAUUUAAAAAGAAGAGAAGGAAGAACUACAAGAAGACGCAAGGACACAGGCAGGACUCUACUGUAUUACGAAUCAAUGAAAUUAAUGUCACACCAAACCUAGACUGAUCCAACCUAGCUGUUCCAUGUCAAUACUCUUAACAUGGCACUGGACAGGCUUCUGACAAUUUAAUUCAUUUCUUUACAGUCUGUGUGUAUGUAUGUGUGUGUCCUUCAGUAAUUAUUAAAUUCUUGCUGAGAGGGCGAGUAUCCUGGAGUAGUUUA
Molecule: messenger RNA, 740 nt
Organism: Amphimedon queenslandica
Lineage: Eukaryota; Metazoa; Porifera; Demospongiae; Haplosclerida; Niphatidae
Product: 50S ribosomal protein L21-like
Exons: 7
Coding region: 36-584 (182 amino acids)
Biological process (GO): translation
Cellular component (GO): mitochondrial large ribosomal subunit; ribosome
Molecular function (GO): structural constituent of ribosome; RNA binding
Source: RefSeq, a predicted model, not a curated record